Hippoglossus stenolepis (Pacific halibut) is the source of this 3678-nucleotide messenger RNA. RefSeq names its product AGBL carboxypeptidase 2 (gene agbl2). Gene Ontology annotation, biological process: proteolysis. Gene Ontology annotation, molecular function: metallocarboxypeptidase activity; zinc ion binding. Bases 189 to 3302 code for a protein of 1037 amino acids. NCBI's taxonomy places the organism in Eukaryota, Metazoa, Chordata, Actinopteri, Pleuronectiformes, Pleuronectidae. The transcript has 23 exons. The record is from RefSeq and is a predicted model, not a curated record.
CCACGUCAAUAGGACGGCAUCACCAUGGCAACCCCGGUGUUGGUGUCGCCGCCUGUUGCUUGGUGACCUCGUGCACUUCGACAGAUUGUUCCUCUUGCGGUGGAAGUUGUUUUUAAUCGUGAUUAGUGUUUUUGUCAUCAUGUAAAGCGGUGAAAUUAAAACGUGAUGGAGCAGAAAUACAGCUGAAGAUGCCUGAGAGAGACUCCUCCCUUAACAUCUCACUUGCCACCAUGGCCGUCUCUGCCAUCAGGAACUGGUGGAACACCUUCCAGUUGGACAAGUCGGACACCAACAACUCCAGCACAGAGGAGGAUGAGGGGGAGUUGGCGGAGAUGAGGCAGUUGUCCACAAACCUAAAAAAGACUCUGCGGACGAGGCAGCUGGAAAUAGAUUUCAAUGGUGGCAGACCAGUUCUGAGUCUAAGGGCACCGCAGGACCUGGUGAGCUUUCCAUCAAUCUCCCGCCCCCGGUGGCCCAUAGAGUGUGAGGUCAUCAGCGACAUUAUCCAUCACAUAGAGUGGGAUCCGCCAGAGCCGGAGACUUUUUAUCAGCCCACAGGACAUGAGAGGACACCGAUGCCUGUUGGAGAAGAGAGAGGGAAAGUGGUGUACUGCGUUGACCAAGCCACUAAACGUCCCUUUUUCACCUGCUCUCGUGUGGGAGGGAGCAGGGGGCCCAUCAAGGGCGCCACCUCCUGUGACAUCGAUCAGGCAGACUUCACCCUGGAGUUUGAGUCACGCUUUGAGAGUGGGAACCUCCAGAAAGCUGUGCAAGUGGGGGACUACGAGUAUGAGCUCACCCUGUGCACAGACACGUACACGAAGAAGCACACGCAGUGGUUCUACUUCAGGGUCAGGAACAUGGAGGCUGGAGUCACCUACCGCUUCACUAUAAUCAACCUGAUGAAAAGGAGCUGCCUGUACUCUGUGGGUUUGAGACCACUCUUCUACUCUGAGAGGGCGGCCAAGGAGGAAGGUGUUGGAUGGCAACGCACCGGCUUCAACAUCAGAUACUAUCGCAACUGCAGUCAGGAUUCAAAUGAAAAUGACACCAUCGCCCUGUACUCACUUACCUGGACUCUCCGGUUCCCUCAUGACUCAGACACCUGCUACCUGGCCCACUGCUACCCCUACACCUACUCACACCUGCAGCGCUACCUUCAGCGGGUGUCCUCCAACCCAGCAGUGGCGUCAUACUGUAAAUUGCGGGUGCUGUGCCACAGCCUCGCUGGGAACGCCGUGUACGUGAUGAACAUAACAUCCCAGGGGGAUGGAAAGGUGAAGGGCAGGACCAAGAAGGCUGUGGUGGUGACGGCCCGAGUGCACCCAGGGGAAACCAACAGCUCCUGGAUGAUGGAGGGGUUGCUGGACUUUCUGCUCGGGGACUCGUCGGACGCUCAGCUGCUCAGGGACACUUUUGUUUUUAAGGUGGUGCCGAUGCUGAACCCUGAUGGUGUGGUGGUGGGGAAUUACCGCUGCUCUCUGGCCGGCAGGGACCUCAACAGAAACUACAAGACACUGCUCAGGGACUCUUUUCCCUGUGUGUGGCACAUCCGCAACAUGGUGGAGAGGUUAAUGGCAGAGACAGAUGUCGCUCUUUACUGUGACUUUCAUGGCCACAACCGCAAAAAUAAUGUCUUCAUGUACGGCUGCAACAACCGAGGUGAAGGUUCUCCGAAGCUUCACGAAAGAGUUUUUCCCCUAAUGAUGAGCAAGAACGCCAACAACAAGUUCUCCUUCAAGAGCUGUAAAUUCAAGGUGCAGAAGAGCAAAGAGGGAACAGGACGAAUCGCCAUGUGGAGACUUGGCAUCAGAAACAGCUACACGAUGGAGGCCACGUUCGGAGGCUCCACUCUGGGUGACAGGGGGGGGACACAUUUUACGACUCGAGACCUAAAGUCAAUGGGCUAUAAUUUUUGUGACACCCUCCUGGACUUCUGUGACCCCGAUCCAACAAAGACCACUUACUGUCUGACGGAGCUGGCGACAUUGUUGAGAAAGGAGGCCGGAGAGAGGCUGGGCAAAGAUUUAGGCCCUGAUUGUAACAUCUCUGAGUCUGACCUAGAAACCAGCACCAGUGGAUCAAACAGUUCAGAUUCAGAUGGACUCCCGGCUCAUUUACUGAACCAGACUGAAACUGUCCAUCUAGAGUUUCCCACAAACUGUUGCACUCUUCCAAAGCAAAAUCCUGUGAAGAAGAAGAAGAAGAAGAAACGUUUAAAGAGUCGUAAAGAGAGGAACAAGCAGCGGCCGGAGGGAGCGAAGAAUGAUACACAGCCACAGGUCCUGCAAAGCAGCAUCAAGAGUACUACUUUGCAGGAGUCCUGUCUGCCUCAUGAGACCACAGUUAAAGAGAGCGUCACAGAGAGGCCUGUCGGGCGACACCGGACUAAAUGGCUGGUCAACAGUGUGAUGAAAAAAGCAGCAAUGCCUCCACCCAACACUGGAGAUGUCAGUCAGGUGACUCUGUGGCAGGGCUGCGAACCUGUCAAGGACGAUGGUCUGGAGAACACGAGGGCUGCACACUCACCUCAGAGGGCAAAGGCAUCACCUCACACAGGUGACCUGGGGAUGGAUACAGGACAGUGGCGAUGUUCCUCUCAGCUGCUGCACCUCAGUGCUCUCAUACCUGCAGCUAAACUCCUGCAUCCCCACCGGCGACAGCAUCACUACCCUGGACAAUCCCCAGUGUCCUACAAACUCUACGGAGGGCUGCUGCCUCCCCUAAAAAUAGCACACAGGUCUCCCUCAUCAACGUGCGUCAAUAUGGUUCCAGAUAUGAUUCAAACAAAGCGCCUGCUGUCAAGUUUCACCAGUGACAACAGACGGUUUAUUUUCGGAGCCAGAGGUUCUUUGCGUGUUUCAGCAAGUUACUCUGUGCUGGAGGACGCCUUCCCCUCUCACACAGAUGCAACGACCAUCAAACGGCAGAACGGGGAACAGGAAGAUGACCCCACAGAAGUGGGGUUGUCUCUGUGGGGAUGUAAACCACUUGAGGAGCAGAAGCAGAGAGAUAUGAGGUCUGACGGCCCGCUGAGAGAAACUGAACCACGCAGCACUUUGUCUGGGUUGAGAGCCACAAACCUGAGUGGGAAAAGACUGUGUAAAGAUGCUCAGGAGACCAAAAGGCAGUUGGAUGUUUCUCGCCCUGUGUCAAAGCCUCCAGACUUUAUGAAGGUGAAACAUCCGCAGAGGGACACACUCAGUCGGCUUCAGGCUCAGGGCAUCACUGGAAGAAAAAGCACGGCUCCACAAGCGGAGAUGGUUGCCAUCAUAAAACCAUCGCAGUCCACACCACUGUAGGAUGCUCGAUUCUAAAAAUCUGAGAACUACAGAUUUUAUUAACUCCACAAAAGAUGUUGUUUUAAUCUGCAUUCGUUUGUUUGUUUUUAUUUAUUACGCCAAAACGACAGGGCAGCAAUUUCCACAAAAAACUGUGGAAGGGUGUCUAAUUCAGGGAAGAACUCAUUACAUUUAGGUCCAGAUCAGGGAGCUGUUCCAGGAUUGUUUUUUUUCACUUUCUUCAACAUUGUGAGAACAACAUUCUGUCCCCUCAACUCAAACUAAUCACAUUUGGAUAGGAGAGAAGUGACACCCCCAAGUAACAGUUACUAUCCAACAUCAAUCUUUGUUUGAUACUUAACUAUACCUGCAUUGCUAAUAAAUGAUGUACAGGCGA